AUGGAGAAAUUGUUUGAAAUUAAAAGGAAGUUGUUGAAGUUUCUGUCAAAACAACCUGCGACUAUACUAAUGUUUCAUAAGCCAACUCCGAAUCCUUGUCGAUCAUCGCCAGCACGUGUUUCGAUAAUUCCGAAGGAAGCUCGAAGAAAGCACAACAAAGGUGGAAGCUUUAGUGCAAGAGAGCCAUCGUCUCCCAAAGUGUCGUGCAUGGGUCAGGUUCAGGGCAAGAAGAAGAAAAAGGGGAAGACACAGAGAAAGGCUCAGCAGAUUUCAACCAAGAACAAUGGCACUGUUGAAAACAAGAAGAUUCUUCUUUGGAUUCCCAAGGGAAGUGAUGAGGGGUUAAAGCGAGAAGAGAAUGGAUCGGCCACAAUGGAAGCCCCGUCGUUGAAUACGAUGAAGAAAUUUGCUAGCGGGAGAGGAGUGUUGUAUGAUUUCGAUGUUACAGUUGCAGAAAGAUGA
Molecule: messenger RNA, 462 nt
Organism: Abrus precatorius (Indian licorice)
Lineage: Eukaryota; Viridiplantae; Streptophyta; Magnoliopsida; Fabales; Fabaceae
Exons: 1
Coding region: 1-462 (153 amino acids)
Source: RefSeq, a predicted model, not a curated record